AUGAAGGAUGCUCGCGGGCCACACGUCCCCAACGACUUUGUGCAGAAGCAGAAUUCCAGCAAGUCAAAGCUUCGAGGAUCAUGCGUCUUGCACACGGUCAAUAAUACAAGAAGAGCAACGCAAGAUAAUUUACACCAACGUCAGCUUCAAGGAAGAAUUCAACAACAACAACAACAACAACAACAACAGCAGGAAUGA
Molecule: messenger RNA, 198 nt
Organism: Paracoccidioides brasiliensis Pb18
Exons: 2
Coding region: 1-198 (65 amino acids)
Source: RefSeq, a predicted model, not a curated record